This is a messenger RNA of Sordaria macrospora k-hell, 1095 nucleotides long. RefSeq lists its product as uncharacterized. Gene Ontology annotation, molecular function: glutathione transferase activity. The record is from RefSeq and is a predicted model, not a curated record. Lineage: Eukaryota; Fungi; Ascomycota; Sordariomycetes; Sordariales; Sordariaceae. Gene Ontology annotation, cellular component: cytoplasm.
AUGGCCACCAAAAACACCCCCGGCGCCGCCGCCGAUACCCCCUCCGGCCAACAACAACAACCCUCCGACAAAAUCACCGACUGGGUAAAACCCGGUGACAAAUCAGGCGAGUUCAAGCGUCAAGACUCCUCCUUCCGCAAUUUCAUUUCUUCCUCCGACCCUUCCUCUCCCUUCCCUCCCGAAAAGGGCCGCUACCACCUCUACGUCAGCUACGCCUGUCCAUGGGCAACACGCGCCCUGAUCGUGCGCAAGCUCAAAGGGCUAGAGGAUGUGAUCUCCUUCAGCUCCGUGCACUGGCACAUGGGCGAGAAGGGAUGGCGGUUCCCUACUGCUGAGGAAGGUGCUAAGGACGGGGACGCGGCAGGGGAGCAGGUUAUCCCGGAUCCGGUGGGCGGAAAGGAGUUCAUUAGGGAGGUAUAUUUUGAUGUGGAGCCGGAGUAUAAGGGGCGGUUCACGGUGCCGGUGCUGUUUGAUAAGAAGAAAGGGAAGAUUGUGAAUAAUGAGAGUAGUGAGAUUGUGAGGAUGUUGGGGAGGGAAUUUGGUGGGAUUAUUGAGGACCAGAAGGCGAAGGAGCUGGAUCUGUACCCCGAGGAUCUGAGGAGCCAGAUUGAUGAGGUUAAUGAGUGGGUGUAUCAUGAUAUCAACAAUGGGGUGUAUAAGAGUGGGUUUGCGACGACGCAGGAGGCGUAUGAGAAGAAUGUGGUCAAGUUGUUUGAGGGGCUGGAUAAGGUCGAGAAGCAUCUUAGGGAGGUGCAAGCGAAGGGCAAGGGGGAGUAUUGGUUUGGAGAGAGGUUGACGGAGGUUGAUGUGAGAUUAUUCCCGACAAUCAUCCGCUUCGACCCCGUCUACGUCCAGCACUUCAAGUGCAACUUGCGCGACAUCCGGUCUGGAUACCCAGCUAUCCACAGGUGGAUGCGUAACCUAUACUGGAACGUGCCCGCUUUCCGUGAGACCACCAACUUCUUGCACAUCAAGAAGCACUACACUUGCUCGCAUCCUCAGAUCAAUCCCAAGGGGAUCACGCCGUUGGGCCCGGUGCCGGAUAUCCUGCCGCUCGAGGAGGACGUUGAGGCAGUUAAGGCUACGAAGAAGUGA